Messenger RNA from Microstroma glucosiphilum, 1581 nucleotides. RefSeq names its product Dus-domain-containing protein. The transcript is spliced from 2 exons. Gene Ontology annotation, molecular function: tRNA dihydrouridine synthase activity; flavin adenine dinucleotide binding. Lineage: Eukaryota; Fungi; Basidiomycota; Exobasidiomycetes; Microstromatales; Microstromataceae. Bases 1 to 1581 code for a protein of 526 amino acids. Gene Ontology annotation, biological process: tRNA processing. The record is from RefSeq and is a predicted model, not a curated record.
AUGCCUUCUCGCACCAAUGAUGACGUCGCUUCAUCCUCCUCCUCUUCUUCCUCGGUUGCAGGGCCUAGCAAAGCCUCUGGCAGCACACUCCCUCCCAUCCUGCCCCUCUCUGCCUUCCCUAACCCUGGCACCCCCAUUCACGAGAAGCCCAGUGGGUACACCUUCUACAAGGAGGUGCUCAACUCCUCAAAAUACAUCGUCGCACCCAUGGUAUCCGCCUCGGAGCUACCCUGGCGCACACUCUCCCGCAGAUACGGCGCUGACCUCUGCUACAGUCCCAUGAUCAAUUGUCGCUCCUUGGUCGACUCGCUGCAUGGCAAGAGCAAAAAUUCGCGCGCCAAGGCUCUAGAGUGGUUCGAUGUAGACCUCGGUGAAGAGGGCAGUGGAGAGGAUAAGAUGCUGGUGGUUCAGCUGGCAGGAAGCGAUCCCAAGAUUAUCCUCGAGGCGGCAGAACAUGUACAGGACCAUUGUCUUGCUGUAGACCUCAACCUGGGUUGCCCACAACACAUUGCCAAGAGGGGUCACUAUGGUUCCUACCUGCAAGAAGAUUGGCCUCUCAUCUUCAACAUCAUCAACACUCUCCACCUCAACCUGCGCAUCCCCGUCACCGCAAAGAUGAGGGUAUUCGACGAUGUAGAGCGUACAGUCGCCUAUGCCAAGAUGCUACAGCACGCCGGAGCACAAAUUGUCACAGUCCAUGGUCGCACAAGAGAGCAAAAGGGACACAAGACGGGCGUUGCAGACUGGGAAAAGAUUAGAGCUGUCAAGCAAGCACUCGAUGUCCCUGUAUUCGCCAAUGGCAACAUCCUCUACGGAGAAGACCUGCAGAGCGCACUAGACAAGACGGGCGCAGAUGGAGUCAUGAGCGCAGAGGGGAAUCUGUACAACCCAACCAUCUUCUCCACCAGUGACCUCAGGGAAAAACUCCCCACCCACCUCUUCCCACAUCGCACAGACGGGCCAGAGCCGAAUCCAGAGUGGGCCCCCUUCCCUUACAUUCCCGCCAUCGCCCACGCCUAUCUGGACGAAGUGGUGCAGUGCAAGACUCGCACAGAGCCAGGAGCGGUCAAGGGUCAUAUUUUCAAGAUUUGCAGACCGGCACUUGAGAGACAUACCGACAUUCGAGCGAACAUUGGGAAGGCCAAAUUGCUGCAUCUGGAAGAGGGACAGGAUCGGGGAGUGGUUGUGAAGGAGUAUCGCGAGGCAAUGGAUCUGCUGGACGAGAGGUUGAUGGUCGAUCGCAAAGACUCUACCUUCUCCUCGGCCCCAACCGGCACAUCCAAACACAUCCCACCAUCAGAACAGCGCUACCUCCCUCAUUGGCUCUGCCAGCCUUACUUCCGUCCUCCACUUGCCGAGCCCGCUGCAGAGGCGAAGCAAGCCAAGGGUGUGAAGGAGGUGGGCGCUACUGGAGCUGCCUCUGGAGAUGGAACCGCUGGAGCUGGAGCUGUCCCUGUCAAGUCCAACGGAAUGGUAGAUCCAGCUGACGUGCAGACCGAGGGGGAAAAGAGGGUCAUGAUGGACGAGAACGAGGAAGCAGACCAAGGUGGCAAUGAUGCUAAGCGGAUACGUGUACGUUGA